This is a messenger RNA of Neltuma alba, 2388 nucleotides long. RefSeq names its product phenylalanine ammonia-lyase class 3-like. The record is from RefSeq and is a predicted model, not a curated record. Lineage: Eukaryota; Viridiplantae; Streptophyta; Magnoliopsida; Fabales; Fabaceae. Bases 84 to 2240 code for a protein of 718 amino acids. Gene Ontology annotation, biological process: L-phenylalanine catabolic process. Gene Ontology annotation, molecular function: ammonia-lyase activity. The transcript is spliced from 3 exons. Gene Ontology annotation, cellular component: cytoplasm.
UAAAUAUAUGUGUAUAUAUAUAUAUAAUGAUAAAUUGAUUCGUUGAUCCGUCAAACAAGCAUCGCUUUGAGCAGAGCAAGAGCAUGGCGAAAACUCCCGAUUAUUCCGACCCACUUAGAUGGGGGGAGGCAGCAGAGUCGCUCAAGGGAAGCCACUUGGAGGAAGUAAGAGCCAUGGCGACUGACUACUGGAGGGCCGUCGUCCAUUUGGGCGGCGCGAGGCUGUCGCUUUCCCAGGUGGCCGCGGCGGCUAAUCGGGGCUCCGACGUGAAGGUGGUUUUAUCGGAGUUAGCAAGGGCCGGCGUGAAGGCGAGCAGUGAUUGGAUAGUGAAAAGUGUUAAGAAUGGGACUCCCAUUUACGGUGUCACCACUGGCUUUGGCGCUGCUUCUCAUAAGCAAACUGAACAAGUCGCUGCUCUUCAAAAGGAGCUUGUAAGAUUCUUAAACUGUGCGAUAUUCGACAAGGGAAAAGGGACAGGGCACACUCUACCUGUGCCGGCAAGCAGAGCAGCAAUGGUUGUGAGAGUGAACACUCUGCUUCAAGGCUUCUCAGGCAUUCGAUUUGAGAUGUUAGAAGCGAUCACCAAACUGCUCAACCACAACAUCACUCCUUGCUUGCCUCUCCGUGGCACCAUCACUGCUUCCGGCGAUCUCAUCCCUCUUUCCUACAUUCUUGCUUUGCUUGUUGGUCGCCCAAAUUCACAAGCCAUUGGGCCUUCCGGAGAGUUCCUUACCCCCAACCAAGCUUUCCUUCAAGCUGGCAUCAAUAAUACAGGUAUCGAUGCCAAUAAAUCAUCAGGUGAUGAGAGAGAUAUAGACAAUGGUGGGUCCCACAUGGAUAGCGUGAAGUUCUUUGAAUUGCAGCCAAAGGAAGGCCUUGCUCUUGUGAAUGGCACAGCUGUUGGAUCUGGAUUGGCUUCCGUAGUGCUUUUUGAAGCAAAUAUUUUAGCAUUAUUGUCAGAAGUCACAUCCGCCAUUUUUGCUGAAGUGAUGCAUGGGAAGCCAGAAUUCACUCAUCAUCUGAUUCACAAUCUUAAACACCAUCCUGGUCAGAUUGAAGCUGCUGCAAUUAUGGAACACAUUUUAGAUGGUAGCUCUUAUGUGAAGCAAUCUCUGAAAUCCCAAAAGCCUAAGAAAGAACGAUAUGCUCUUAUAACCUCUCCUCAAUGGCUAGGACCACAGAUUGAAGUCAUCAGAUACAGCACCAAGUCCAUUGAAAGGGAGAUAAACUCUGUGAACGACAAUCCUUUGAUCGACAUUUCAAGUAACAAGGCUUUCCAUGGUGGUAAUUUCCAAGGCACACCCAUUGGAGUUUCAAUGGACAACACGCGUUUAGCUGUUGCUUCCAUAGGCAAACUUGUGUUUGCACAGUUCACUGAGCUGGUAAACGACAUGUACAACAACGGGUUGCCAUCAAAUCUCUCUGCUUCUAGAAACCCAAGCUUAGAUUAUGGUUUUAAGGCAUGUGAAGUUGCAAUGGCGUCUUAUUGUUCUGAACUUCAAUUUUUGGCAAAUCCAGUGACGAGUCACGUUCAAAGUGCAGAACAUCACAACCAAGAUGUGAACUCUCUGGGUUUGAUUUCUGCGAGAAAAACUAGUGAGGCUAUUGAGAUCUUGAAGCUCAUGUGCUCAACUUAUUUGGCAGCACUAUGUCAAGCCAUUGACCUGAGGCACUUGGAAGAAAUCUUCAUUAUCACUGUGAAAAACACUAUAAGCCAAGUUACAAAUAAGAUAGUUCCUUCUACAGAGGACCCAUGUGAUCGACUUUGCGAAGAAGAUUUACUCAAAGUGGUUGAUAAUGAAUAUGUGUUUUCAUACAUUGAUGAUCCCUUCAAUGUUGCAUACCCACUGAUGCCGAAACUGAAACAAGUUCUUUAUGAGAAAGCACAUAAGAACGUUGUGAAAGGGAAGAUGAAUAAUGUGAACAGUGCUUCAGUUUUUGAGAAGAUUGAUGAGUUUGAAGAUGAACUUAAGCGUGUUUUGCCAAAGGAAGUUGAAAGGGCAAGGGUGGGUUAUGAGAAUGGUGAGCCAGCAAUUCCAAAUAGAAUUAAGGAGUGCAGGUCAUACCCGUUAUAUAAGUUUGUAAGGGAAGAGUUAAAGACUGGCUUGCUUACAGGAGAAAAGAUCAAGUCACCAGAUGAGGACUUAGAUAAAGUGUUUAAAGCAAUCUCUGAAGCAAGGAUUGUUGACCCACUUUUGGAGUGCCUUGCUGAUUGGAAUGGUGUUCCAAUUUCAACCUAACAAUGUUUACUUUUAGUUUAUAUUUGUGGUUUGCAAGAAGUCAAUAGCCACUCGGUGAUAUAUUUUCCAAAGUUUUUUUUUUUAACUUUUUUGAAUAAUUAAUAAAGGAUACUGUGGUUAUUCUAAAAAGUAUUAUUUGCAAUCAUGU